AUGUCUGAAGAUAAAGGUGGCAAUCAUGGAGCAUACAUUAAUAACCCUGAAUUUCCAUAUAAAAAUCUGAAUAUCAAAAAAAUUGAAAGAAUUAGAAAAAGUACAAGUUUAAAUUAUGAAAUCCCUAUUAUGAAAAACCCAAUUAAUGAAGAAUUACAAGUAAGGAGAAAUAAUACUAAACAAGUGAACCUCCAAAAAUUUGCAAAUUUUUUAAACAAGAAAGUGAGCAAAUCUAAAAAUUUCAUCGAACAGAACAUUGAAAAAAUUUCAUUUUUAAGUAAAAAAAAUGAUAUGUUCAUAAAAACAAAAAAAACAUGCAACAGGAGUCAUGUUGUCGGUUAUGAAUUACAAAAAGAUAGUAAAAAAGACAAAGUGGAUACCUCUGUAAGUAGCGCGUUGUUAAAGAAUAGAAGCGCAUCUAGUAACAACAACAACAACAACAAUAAUAAUAAUAAUAAUAAUAAUAAUAACAUUACCAAUAAUGUUAAAAAGGUUAAUUAUGUUAAUAAUGCUAAUAGCGCUAAUAUUGUAAAUAAUAGCAACAAUAAAAACUAUGAUAUUAUGAAUAAAAGCGCACUAAUUGACGAGAAAAAGAAAAAUGUACGUAUUGCUGCAAAGAAUAAAAUAACUGAAAAUGAUACAGUAAGAAGCAAGAAAACUGCUGCUGGAAAUAGUAAAGAGAUACCUAAUUUGGAAGUAGCCAAAAAAAUGCCUAACAUAAGUGAUAAAAGGAGUAAAGAACAUUCGCAUGUAAAUUUUGAAAGAUCUAGAACUUUAGUCAAAAAUUAUAGUUUAACAAGUCCAUAUGAUAAUAGCAAUAAAGGUAACCGUAAUAAUAACAUCAAUAAUAACAGUAAAAAUAAUAGUUGUAAUAAUUAUAGUAAUACUCGCAGUAUUUAUGCUAACACCCUCCUUAGAAAACAAAAAUCCCUUCUACAUGAAGAAACGCGAAACAAAAAUAAAAGCGAAUUAAACAUCUAUGGGUUUGGAAAAAGAACAAUAGAAAGUAACAAAAACGAACGUUAUUUAAAACAUAAUACACGGAAAAGCACGGAAAGUAAAAAAAAAGAAUGCAGUGGUAUAAAAAAUGAGAGGAAUAAUCAAGUUGCGUCUCAAAAUAAUGAGAACGAAAAUUCCAAUAUAUAUAUGAAACAGUUUAGUAAUUUCCUUGAUAUAAAUGAUAUGGAUAAGGAAAAAAAAAACCCUGAGGUACUAACAGAGGUAGAAGAAGAAGAAGGAAAAAAGGAUGAAGAGCAAGAAGUAGAUGAAAAAAAGAAAAUUAAAAAACAAAAAUCGGUGGAGAGUUCAAAUUUGAUAUCUUCAUAUGAGGAAUAUGAAGUAAAAAGUAAAUUAUUAAGUGAUGUUAAUGCGGAAAAUAAAUUCACAAAAGAAGAUAAUGCACAAGACCAGACUAAUAUUUACAGUGAAAAAGAGACAGUACCUGAAAGGAAUCCUAGUGUAAAUUUAAAUCUGUUAAGCUGCGAUUUAACCGGAUACGAGAAUAAGUUUAAAAAUAGAGGAGAGCAUAAAAACAGCUAUACAAAAAGUAAAAACGUUUGUUAUGAUUAUUAUAAUCAGAGAGAAGGAAAUAAAGUAGAAAAAUCAAAGAAGGUAGGGGAAGAAGAAGAAAUAGCGCAGGAGGAUGAACAGUUCUAUAAUAAUGAAAAACAACAGGGAGGCAGGUAUUUUGCCGAUAAUAAAAUAAGCGACUCAGGAAGAGCAAAAAAAUCUCAAAAUUUGGAUAAACGUUACAACAAUAAGGAAUAUGAACCAAGAAUUAACUGCUUGUUAUCGUGCAGCAAUAGUGAUACGGGUGUAGAAAAAAGAAAAAAUUUAGAAAAAUCGAUAAGUUUAAACGAUAAUUCAUCCAUCGAUACAUUAACAAAUUAUAGUUUGAAAAAUAAUAAGGAAUAUCAACUUUUAAAAGAGAAAGAAAAAUUAAAAGAUAGUGUAAUAAGUAGUAAGUGGAAUAGUUUUUAUAUCAGAAAUGAACUGUUUAAUAAUAAAGGAGAUGAAACUUUGUCUUCUCAUAACACAGAUAUGCACAAUUUUAAUAAGGAGGUAAAUGGAAAAAGAUUAUCUGUUGAUAAAAAUUUAAAAGAAAUUUAUGAAAAUAUAAAUAAUAACAUUAGAACAUUUAAUGAGUUACUUUCAGAAAAAAAUUCUGACAAAAAAAGAAAAAUCAUUACAUCAGAUAAAAUAGAUUUAUUAAAUGAUGCUCCAGUAAAUAAUUAUAACUAUUUAACAGAAAAAAAAAAAGAUAAAAGUCUUAUCUCAUAUGACACAAAUGCCUUAAAUGAUUAUUACAUUGACGUUAUAUCUCACUCCCCGAAGUAUACAACAAAAAUUGACGAAAUAAAAAUUGAUGAAUCAGAGGAAAAAAAUUCGAAUGAUUCUAAAUAUAAUUCCUUGUUGGUUAAGAACAAUAAUAAAAUAUAUGAAAAUUUUGAAGAAAGGUUGAAUUUUGACCAAAGUUAUUAUAAUGUCAUUGUAAAAAAAGAAAACAAAGAUACUUUUGAUGAAAAUGGAGUCAGCAUAUACAAAGGAGAUCUAUAUCAUAACGAAAUAGACAAAAAUGUGAAUUAUAGGGGAAUGGUAAAAAUGGAAAACGAUAAGAAUGAAGAAGGUAAGGAUAAGAGGGACAUUACUAAAACAUCCAAUUUAGAUAAUACUUCCUUCAAUGAAUAUAUUAAAACAAAAGACGCAAAACGUGUAGAAGAUAGUACUUUAUUUGGUUCUUUAAAGGUUAAUGACAAGAUGAAGGAAUACGAGAAUCAAUUAGAAAAAUUAAAUGAAGAAACCAAGAUUCAAAAUGAGAAUACAUUUAAUAAUGAAUUGGUUAAUUUUAGUGAUUCCGAUAUACCAAGUUCCAGGAAAGCAGACCAUGGUUUUUCUGAAAGUAGUUGUACUCCCUUUUUAAAAAAUAUGUUUGAGAAAGGAAUGAAGGAAGAAGAGGCGGAUGGCAGCAAAGAAGAAAUUGUAGAUGUUCAGAAUCCGUCUGCGGAGGAAAAGAAAUCAACGUCUGAUAAAAUGGAAGAGGUAGGAAAGGAAAAAGCGAAGGAGGAAGAAGAAGAGGAAGAGGAAGAUGAACAAGUCGAAGCAGAAGAAUCAAUAUACAACAAAAAUGAUGGAAAUAUCAAUUAUGACAAAUAUAGAAGUGAUGAGGAUGCAGAGGAGUACACUAACUGGCAGAAAAAGAAAUAUGAUUCAAAAGACUAUUUCAGUGAAUGUGCUGAUGCACAUUUUGAAAAUAACACAAAAGGUAACCUAUUGAAAAAGGGGAAUUCAAAUUACAAUUAUUUUUUGGAAAAUUCAGAAAUAGGAAAUAACUUUCCCUUAACAAAUGAAAGCAGUGAUACUCCAAAAAAGAUGUAUAAAGAUUUGGAUGAACUAAAAAAUCAAAAUAACAAUUUUUUUGUAUAUAAAAAACAUGACGAAAAAAGUGAUGAAGUCAAAUUAUUGAAAAGUCAGAAUGAGCAUACAAGUAAAUUUUUAUAUAGCUCUAACGACACGUAUAAUGAAGAUGUAGUAAAAAUGUACAACAACAAGUUGUCCACUGAAGGUGAGAAUAAGAAGGAAAACAAACUUAUAAACAAAAAUAUGAUACUGAAGGAGAUAUUCGGUUCAAAUUAUGAAUCGAGCUUAAAAAAUAAUCUCAACGAGUCUAGUAACAUGCUGGGUGAUGAUGAGGAAGAGGGGGAAAAAGAAGCAUACGAAGAAGAGGAAGUGAACGAAUUAUACGAAGCAGAGGAAAAAGAAGAAUCCGAUGCAAACGAAAAAGAAGAAUACGAAUCAAAGGAAAAGGAAGAAUACGAAUCAAAUGAAAAGGAAGAAUAUGAAGCAAAGGAAAAAGAAGAAUCCGAUGUAGAGGAAAAGGAAGAAUACGAAGCAAAGGAAAAAGAAGAAUCCGAUGUAGAGGAAAAGGAAGAAUACGAAGCAAAAGAAAAAGCAGUUUAUGAAGCAGAGGAAAAGGAAGAAUAUGAAGCAAAGGGAAAGGAUGAAUAUGAAGCAAAUGAAAAGGAAGAAUAUGAAGCAAAGGAAAAAGAAGAAUCCGAUGUAGAGGAAAAGGAAGAAUACGAAGCAAAAGAAAAAGCAGUUUACGAAGCAGAGGAAAAGGAAGAAGCAGUUUACGAAGCAGAGGAAAAGGAAGAAGCAGUUUACGAAGAAGAGAAAAAAGAAGCAUACGAAAAAAAGAAAAAAGAAGCAUAUGAAGAAGAGAAAAAACAAGUUUACGAAGUAGGCAAUCUAUCAGAGGACACAGUUACAGAACAUUGCGAAUACGAUGAUAAAAAAGAGAGGGAAGAAGAAAAUGCGGAAGGUGUAAAACUAAACGAGGGUAAGUAUAACCUUUUCACAAAUGAUAAAUCCCUUUUAAAAGAAAUUAAUGAAUACUGCGAAUCUCAAUUAGAAAAAAGCAAGAGCAUGGACAAGGAUAUAUCUUCUAACGAGUUAGGGAAUGAUGAAGACUCUUUACUUAAAAGAUAUGAAGAAAAUUCUACUCCUUUGAUUUUAUCGAAGCCUCAUUUUAAUGACAAAACUAGUGAUAGUAGCUAUAAUACAAGUGUGAUAAUGAGUCAAAAAAAAAAAAAGAAUAACGAAUCUUUGAGUAUGAAAUGCAAUAAUAUUUUUUUAGACACAAUGGGCAUGAAUGAUUUAAGGAUCAUAGGAAAUAUCUCCGAAAUGAAAAGGAAACCGAAUAUUCAAGAUAAUUCGAGUGGAUAUCAAGAAGAAGAAUAUAUAUCGAAAAAACAUUCUAAGGUAACAGUAGAAGAAGAUAAAACAAAAUAUGAACAUGUUCCGAUUAAUAAUGAAGAAAAUAGUGAAAGAGAAAUAAAUAUGCAGAAGGGUGAAGAAGAAUAUUAUAAGGAGCAAUAUUCCAUCGAAGAAGAAAUUAACCAUAAUGUGGUUAUCGGUAAGAAGGUUUGCAACAAAAAUGAAGAAAAGAAAGAAGAAUAUUUUACGAAAAAACGAAAUGUCAGAGAAAAUGUUUGUGAAGAUAUGCACGCAAAUGCGUAUGCAAAUGUGUAUGAAAAAUUUUCAAAUAAUCGUGUAAAUGAACAACAGAAGGAAUACUCUGUAAGUAGUGGAGAAGAUGGAAUAACAAAAAAAGGAAAUAAGAAAGGGGUAGAGAUUAGAAAAAAUCAAAUUAGGGAAAACAGGGAACAUUCUAAAUAUUAUACAUAUAAAGGAUAUAUAAAAAAAGAGCAAGAGCAGGAGAAUAAAGAAAUGGAAUCUCAAGGAAGCUACACAUCUUAUAAUAGAAAUCAUUUUGGAAAAUAUGAUGAUGAACAUAAAAAUGUGAGUACAUCUAAUGAGCAGAGUAAAGAACACCAUAAUUACAAAAAAAAGACUAUUUCGAAAUAUAUGGAUAAUAAUUUUUUAAUAUAUAAAGAUAAAUUAUUUCUUAGUAAAGAAAAUGAUACAAAUAAAAAUAAGCUGUAUUUAAAUCAUAAAACGUUACAAACACACUAUGGUGAAAAUGUUAGUAAAAAUAAAGAAAGGGAACUUUUAUUUGACUCCAUGAGUGAUAAUUACAAUUAUAUAAUGAGAUUAAAAAAAUCGAGAAAAAGCAGUUGUAUGAACUUUUAUGAAAAUAUAAAAAGUAGUGAAGAAUUCAGUGAGAACAAAGAAACAGAUGAGAAUAUUAAAAGUAGAGUAAGUGACGACAACUAUUUAGACUAUGUUAAAGAUGUGAAGUACAACAGUAAGUGUACCGGAAUUCUGAACAGUGAUGCUUAUAGAGGCCCACGUAAUGAUGAGAAAUCAAUUGAAAAUGAAUAUAUACUAAAAAAAAGGAAAAGGAAAAACAUAUUUGAAAGUGAUAGCAUUAUAGAAAGUAAAGAUGACACAAAUUUUGACAUACCUCAUAACAAUAGUGAAUACUUCAAUGAUGUUAAAAAAAAAUUAAAAAAAUUUGAUAAUAUUAAUAAUAGUAACAUAUCAUAUGACAACAGUGAAUAUUCUAAGGGACCAUUAUAUCAUAGCAUUAAUGAAACAACGAACAGUAGUCAAACGAUCGUAUCGAAAAGAAGUAAAUAUAUUUUGAAACAUUCUAAUACGUCAUCUAUUUAUGAUGAUGUGCCAUUGUUUUUUAAUUUUGUUAACUGUUGCUCAAUUGUGCUAGGAUCUGAAAUUAUUUACGUAACUGAUGAGACCUACGGGAAAUGUGAAAACAUUUUAAAAGAUAAACCUUUUAAUAUAAGUGCGGAUAAGGGAUAUUAUGAAGACUGCUCUAAUGACCUCUAUAAUGUAUUAAACAAUAAUUUACGUACUGGAAUACAUAAAAACAAAGGCUUUAAUUUAGCGAAAAAGGAAAAUAUCGAAAAGAGUUCUGGGGAACGUAUGAGUUACUGCAACAGUAAUAUUAGAAAUAAUAAUAAUGGUAACAAUAAUAAUUUUAAUAAUAUUGAUACUAAUAAUAAUGUUAAUAAUGAGGAGGGAAAAAAUGGGCCAAAUUUUUAUUCAAAAUGUUUGAUGUACCCCUCGUCCUCUUCCUUCUCCCCUAAUGACAAUUCAUGUCCUGGGUGGUUAACUAAAAGGAGAAUAAAAAAAUAUUUUGAUUUUUGUAUAGUAAAAUUAUGUAAGCCCACAUUAAUUAAAGGUAUAGAUAUCGAUACAAACAACUUCUUAGGGAAUUAUGCGCCAUAUGUUUCUAUUGAAGGGGCGUACAUUGAAGAUGAUAUUUUAGUCAGCUCUGAAUCCUUUUCAAAAUAUGUAGACAAAAUUAAAUAUGAAAACAAAAAAAAAAAAAAAAAUGAUUUAAUUUUUGAAAAAAAUUUUUACCACCACCAGAAAAGUAACGAAAAUAGUGAUAUCGUACUGAGAAAAGAUUUGCACGAAACUAAUAAGAACAAUGAGAAAAGUUAUAUUACAAGUGGUAAUAAUAAUAGUAGUAGUAUUAGAAAAAAGGAAGAGCCAGAGAAUAAUCUCUUUAACAGUAGGGAGGAAAUAGAAUUAUUAUUGGAUGGAAAAACAUAUUUUAAAAGAAAUAAAUAUUUUUAUGAACCUAUUUUAAUAGACCCCCUUGAUAAAUCAGACCAAGAAUAUGAAAAUUAUUUAGAAAUAUUAAGAUACAAUGAUAAGUUCAAGAAUUUAAGAAGUAAUCCCAAAUCGACUUCGUUCGUCGCCAAUGGGAAUGAAUAUCGUUAUAUAGAUAAUAAGUUGUAUACACUGGUGGACGUUACAAGAGAAAUAGUUAGUAGGUACCCAGAAAUUCACAAGAGGUGUUCAAAUAAAAAGUCGUCCAUUUUUAAGAAUGGAAAUGGUACAAGUAACAAUAGUACUGAUAUGAAUAGUUAUCAAAAUUAUGUAAAUUAUAACAAGGAAUACGAAAGGAGUGGCUAUACUAGUAAUACAAUGAAUUGCGCAAAUGAUUCUAAUUGCGUUAGUAACAUCCGUGGUAAUGGAAAUAACAGAAAUGACAGAAACAAUAUAAAUAAUAGAAAUUACGAUAAGGACGAAUAUGAUGGCGAUAUUGAUGAUCAUUAUGAGGGCGGUGAUAAGGGAAAGGGCGAAAACAAUGAAGAGGAGGAUUUCCCCUUUAACGUGAAUUUGUAUAAUUCAAACACGUUAUAUCUGGAUAACGACUAUUCAGUUGAAAAGAAGAUAUAUAACGAUUUACACAAACAGUAUCAAUGGGUUUCAAUAUUGGAAGACGAAAGAAUGAACCCAGGGUUUAAGGAUUAUAACCACAAUUGUUUUAACAUAAAUACAUGUAACAAAAUAUUUACUCAUUUGAUAGUAUGUUUACUGCCAGAUGGAGGAAUUAAUAAAUUAAGGGUAUAUGGAGAAAUAAAAAUAAGUGAAAAGGAAAGGAAAAAAAAUUAUAAGAAGACAAUUAAUGUAUGUAAUAUAUUAGAUGGAUCUAAUGUGGUAUAUACAACUGAUGAAUUUUAUGGAAAAUCUGAAAAUAUAUUAAUCGACCAAAAUUCAAAUUAUGUUAUGGGUUGGCAAACUAGAAGAUUAAUAAAUAGACCUUUACGUUAUGUAGAAAAUUUAAGUCUAAAUAAUAUAUCAUCCGUAUUUUUUAAUAACAAUUAUUGUAUAAUAAAGUUAAGUUUUAUCACGAAUAUAAAAUAUAUAGAGAUAAAUACCAUAUUUUAUGAAUAUAAUUUUCCUUUAUGUAUUUCUAUAGAUUACUGUUAUUUGAAAGAAGUACAUUCUGAGGAAAAAUCUAAGCAGAUAAAAUUUUUCAAUGAAAAUAUACAAAAUAUUGUAUGGAAAGAAUUAUUGCCUUUAUCAUAUAUUAAAGGAAAUCAUAUAAAUUUCUUUACAAUUAAAAAUAGCACGUCGAGUAAUGUACCCUUAACUGAUAUCAUAUCAUCUCAUCUGCGCCUGAACAUAUAUCCAGAUGGGGGUAUAAACACUGUUAAAGCGUACGGGACUGUUGUGGAAAUUUAG
This is a messenger RNA of Plasmodium malariae, 8400 nucleotides long. RefSeq names its product conserved Plasmodium protein, unknown function. Gene Ontology annotation, biological process: allantoin catabolic process. The transcript has a single exon. NCBI's taxonomy places the organism in Eukaryota, Apicomplexa, Aconoidasida, Haemosporida, Plasmodiidae. Bases 1 to 8400 code for a protein of 2799 amino acids. Gene Ontology annotation, molecular function: allantoicase activity. The record is from RefSeq and is a predicted model, not a curated record.